Messenger RNA from Rosa rugosa (rugosa rose), 5667 nucleotides. RefSeq lists its product as uncharacterized. The transcript is spliced from 35 exons. Lineage: Eukaryota; Viridiplantae; Streptophyta; Magnoliopsida; Rosales; Rosaceae. Gene Ontology annotation, cellular component: cytoplasm; nucleus. The record is from RefSeq and is a predicted model, not a curated record. The coding region runs from base 72 to 5522 and encodes 1816 amino acids. Gene Ontology annotation, molecular function: molecular adaptor activity. Gene Ontology annotation, biological process: proteasome assembly.
GCUAUAAGACAUAGCUGAGAGUCUGCAAAAAUAGUAUUACCAGCAAAUUUGUGUGUCGUGCGGUGAAAGAAAUGGCGGAAACAUCAUCGUCGGUAUCGUCUUCCAAAUCGGAUGAAGAGAAAGAAGAGAUGCUCGACCGGUUGCUCACCCGCCUCGCUCUCUGCGACGACUCCAAACUCCAACCUCUACUCUCCAAGCUCCUCCCCUAUACUAUUUCCUCCCUUUCUUCCAACUCCUCCGCCGUCCGGAACAAGGUGCUAGAAAUACUUAGUCAUGUGAACAAGCGAGUGAAGCAUCAACCUGAGAUUGGUCUGCCCUUGACUGAAUUAUGGACUAUAUACUCGCAAGCUCAUUCUGCUCCAAUGGUCAGGAAUUUCUGCAUUCUCUACCUCGAGAUGGCAAUGGAUCGUGCCGAUAGAAAGGAAAAAGAAAAUUUGUCACCCAUGCUUCUGUUAGGGGUUUCCAAGCUUCCUCAACAGCACCAAGAAAUUAUACUCAGACUUGUUGUAAAGGUCAUUGGUGAAUGUCACACAAGCGGAAUAGAUGGAGAAGUUGCUGCAAAGUAUGGACUGAUAAACGAUUCUCAAGACAGAAACGUUUUUAUCGAAUUUUGCCUUCAUACAAUCUUAUAUCAGCCGUCAUCUCAAAGAGAAUGCCCGCCAGGACUUUCAAUUGCUCAAGCCAACCGCGUAACAGCUAGACAAUCAUUGAACAAUGAUAUGCUUCUAACAAGAAAGUUAGGGAUCUUGAAUGUUGUUGAGGCCAUGGUGCUGGCCCCUGAGCUCGUUUAUCCUUUGUACCUGACUGCCUCCAUAGAUUGUCAAGAGCUUGUCGUUAAGAGAGGAGAGGAGCUUGUAAAGAAGAAGGCUGCUGGAGCUAAUUUAGAUGAUUCAGUCCUCAUAAACAGACUUUUUUUGUUAUUUAAUGGAACUGCUACAUCUCAAAAUGUUGGUCCUGAAUCUAGAGUCACUCCAGCAAGUCCUGCUUUGAAAGGAAAAAUGAUGUCUAUUUUCUGCCGGUCUAUUACAGCCGCUAACAGUUUCCCUUCAACCUUGCAGUGCAUUUUUGGUUGCAUAUAUGGAAGUGAUACCACAUCAAGGUUGAAGCAGUUGGGAAUGGAAUUCACUGUCUGGGUAUUUAAACAUUCCACAAUCGAUCAACUUAAACUUAUGGGCCCUGUCAUUCUGAGUGGAAUACUGAAGUCACUUGACACUGCUUCAAGUUCAGAAUCAGAUGCUACUCAUAGGGACUCCAGAACUUUCGCUUAUCAAGCUAUUGGAUUGCUUGCACAGCGGAUGCCUCAGCUUUUCAGAGAUACGACUGACAUGGCUGUGCGUCUUUUUGAUGCAUUGAAGGUAGAGACCCAAUAUUUUCGCCUCAGUAUUCAAGAAGCAACAAAUUCUCUUGCCACUGCGUAUAAGGGAGCCCCCUCAACAGUACUAAAGGAUCUGGAGACUCUUUUGCUCAAGUAUACUCAAGAGGAACAAAGUGAAGUAAGAUUCUGCGCUAUAAGAUGGGCGACUUCUUUAUUUGACUUACAACAUUGUCCAAGCCGGUAUAUCUGUAUGCUUGGGGCUGCUGAUAUUAAAUUGGAUAUAAGGGAGAUUGCAUUUGAAGGCCUUUUUCCUAUGAAAGAUGAUGGGUCAAGUAUGAGUAAGAUACAAGAGCUACAUUACCCCAAACUUGGAGACAUGUUAGAUUAUAUUCUUUCACAGCAGCCAAACUUGUCAGAACCAGCUGAGAUGCGGGAGCAGAAGCUUCAGUUUCCCUCAAAAACGUAUCUAGUUAUUAUUGAAUUUUUGUUGAAGUGCUUUGAGUCAGAAUUGGAGCAUAACAAUUCAAUUAAAGGAUCAACUCAGUUUCACUCGUCUGUAGAAGCAAUGUGCUUACUUCUGGAACAUGCUAUGGCAUAUGAAGGGUCCGUUGAGUUGCAUGCCAAGGCUUCCAAUGCAUUGAUUGCAAUUGGAUCUCAUAUUCCAGAGCUUGUAGCUUCACGUUAUGCAAAAAAAGUUCAAUGGCUAAAACAAUUAUUGAGUCAUAUUGACUUAGAUACCCGUGAAGCUGCAGCACGUUUACUUGGUAUUGCUUCCUCCGUUCUUCCUCCAGCUGCUUCAUGUGAUCUUAUUUCUGAAAUAAUUGCCUCAGUAAGGGGAAUACAUAAGUUAAGGUUUGAGGUUCAACACGGAGCAUUAUGUGCAUUAGGUUAUGUAACUGCAAAUUGUAUCUCUAGAAAACCAGCUAUCCCAGAGGCAUUAUUUCAAACUACCCUAAAGUUACUUGUCGAUGUUGUUAAUUCUGAGACUGCGACACUAGCAUCAGUAGCGGUCCAAGCGUUAGGUCAUAUUGGACUGAUCAUUGCAUUGCCUUCACUUAUUAUUGAGUCUUGUUCAGUUGAUAUUCUGGUGCUUUUACAAGAAAGAUUGAGAAAGCUACUUAAGGGUGAUGAUACCAAAGCAAUUCAGAAAAUUAUUAUAUCCAUUGGCCACAUCUGUGUCAAGGAAACAUCAUCCGCGUGUCUUAAUAUUGCUCUGGAGUUAAUAUUCAGUCUUUCCCGAUCUAAGGUUGAGGAUAUCCUCUUUGCAGCUGGCGAGGCACUGUCGUUUUUGUGGGGUGGUGUUCCGGUGACUGCUGAUUUGAUUCUCAGAACUAAUUAUUCACUCUCCAUGGCUUCUAAGUUUCUCAUGGGAGAUGCGAGUUUAUCUCUCUCAAAACAUAGCCCCAUGGAAAUGAAUGAAGCUAAUAAAGAUCGUGAUGACAUGGUUCGAGAAGCAAUUACUAAAAAGCUUUUUGACGAUCUUCUAUACAGUACAAGAAAAGAAGAUCGCUGUGCUGGAACUGUAUGGCUAUUAUCAAUUACCAUGUAUUGUGGCCAUCAACCAGCUAUUCAGAAAAUGCUGCCAGAAAUUCAGGAGGCUUUUUCACACCUUCUUGGUGAACAGAAUGAACUCACGCAGGAGCUGGCCUCACAAGGGAUGAGCGUUGUGUAUGAAAUUGGUGAUGCAUCAAUGAAAGGAAACUUGGUAAAUGCACUUGUAAACACUCUGACAGGUUCCGGGAAGAAAAAAAGAGCUAUAAAGCUUGCUGAAGACUCUGAAGUUUUUCAAGAGGGAGUUAUUGGUGAAGGUCUUAGUGGAGGCAAACUCAGUACAUACAAGGAGCUGUGCAAUGUAGCGAAUGAGAUGGGACAACCAGAUCUGAUUUAUAAGUUUAUGGAUCUGGCUAAUUAUCAAACUUCUCUGAAUUCAAAGAGGGGUGCUGCCUUUGGUUUUUCAAAGAUAGCAAAGCAAGCAGGAGAUGCUCUGAAGCCACACUUGCGGUCCUUAAUUCCAAGGCUUGUUCGUUAUCAGUAUGAUCCUGACAAAAAUGUGCAGGAUGCUAUGUCACACAUAUGGAAGUCACUGGUGGAAGAUUCAAAGAAAACCAUUGAUGAACACUUGGACCUCAUUAUUGAUGACUUGUUAAUACAAUGUGGAUCUAGGCUUUGGCGCACACGAGAGGCAUCCUGUCUUGCCCUUGCAGAUAUCAUCCAGGGCCGGAAGUUUGAUCAGGUUGGGAAGCAUUUAAGGAAGUUAUGGUCAGCAGCAUUCCGUGCCAUGGAUGAUAUUAAAGAGACUGUUCGAAAUUCUGGCGACAAGUUAUGCCGUGUUUUAACUUCAUUGACGGUGAGGCUUUCUGAUGUCACCCUAACUGAUGUAUCAGAUGCAAGCCAAACAAUGGAUCUUGUUCUGCCUCUUUUGCUUACAGAAGGCAUACUAAGUAAAGUUGAUAGUAUUCGAAAGGCAUCUAUAGAGGUUGUUAUGAAGCUUGCAAAGGGGGCUGGCAUUGCAAUUCGUCCACAUUUAUCUGAUCUAGUUUGUUGCAUGCUGGAAAGUUUAUCGAGCCUUGAGGACCAAGGGCUUAAUUACGUGGAGUUGCAUGCAGCAAAUGCUGGGAUACAGACAGAGAAGCUCGAAAGUUUGAGAAUUUCGAUUGCAAAAGGCUCUCCCAUGUGGGAAACUCUUGAUCUCUGCAUAAAAGUUGUGGAUGCAGGAUCAUUAGAUCAAUUGGUUCCUCGUCUUGGUCAAUUGGUUCGAUCUGGGGUUGGUCUCAAUACAAGGGUUGGUGUUGCCAGCUUUAUUACCUUACUAGUUCAAGAAGUUGGUGUUGAAAUCAAACCAUAUACGAGCAAGCUACUGAGGCUGUUGUUUCCAGUUGUGAAGGACGAAAAAAGUGCUGCAUCAAAACGAGCCUUUGCUGAUGCAUGUGCAGUACUUUUAAAACAUACAGUAGCCUCUCAGGCCGAAAAGUUGAUCGAUGACACUGCAGCUUUGCAUAUUGGUGACCGAAAUGCUCAAGUGGCGUGUGCGGUUUUAUUGAAAAGCUAUUCAUCCAAGGCCUCAGACAUUUUGGAUGGAUAUCUUGCAGCUAUACUUCCAGUAAUUUUUAUCUCAAGAUUUGACGAUGACAAGUAUGUUUCUGGCCUGUUUCAAGAGUUGUGGGAAGAGCAUACAAGUAGUGAACGUGUAGCCCUCCAGUUAUACUUGGCAGAAAUUGUUUCUCUUAUUUGUGAGAGCAUUGCAACAUCUUCUUGGGCAAGUAAAAAGAAGUCAGCCCAGGCCAUUUCCAAACUCAGUGAAGUUUUGGGUGAAUCUCUGGCUUCUUACUAUAAUGUCUUGCUCAAAUCUCUUAUGAAAGAGAUUCCUGGUCGGUUAUGGGAGGGAAAGGAAGCUCUAUUGUAUUCAAUUGCUGCACUUUCUGUGUCUUGUCAUAAAGCAAUUUCAACUGAUGAUCCUCAUACUCUGAAUGAAGUUUUGAGGGUAUUAUCUUCAGCAUGCACGAAAAAGGCAAAGAAAUAUCGUGAAGCAGCUCUAUCCUGUCUUGAACAGGUUGUAAAAGCCUUUGGUAAUCAAGAGUUCUUUAAUGAGGCAUUUCCAUUGUUAUACGAUAUGUGUAAUGCUUCCACUCUCGGUGUUUCUGGGAAAGCAACUUUGGCUGGCAAUGGUGCUAAAGCAGAAGAGGAUCAAAUUGAGCAGGUUCCUGUUUCACAUGAGAAAAUCUUGGACUGCAUGACCGCUUGCAUUCAUGUGGCUAAUAUAAAAGAUAUUCUUGAAAAACAGAAGAACUUGAUGCAUGUGUUGACUACUGCUCUGUCACCUGGAUUUCCAUGGACAGUCAAAAUAUCUGCCCUUUCAUUGAUAAAGGAACUUGUUUCAAGUGUCCAGAAGGUUCUGGGUGACUCCAAAGAAACUUAUGCUCAUGCCAACAUAAUUUUGUUAGUUCAGGAGUUGUUUCACUCAGUGGCACCUCAAGUUGUCGAAUGCAUAAGCACAAUUAAAGUUGGGCAGGUUCAUGUAACUGCUUCAGAGUGCCUUCUAGUGAUCAUCACGCUUUAUGGAGACCUUCGGUCAAUUGACUCGACUAAUGUACAAUUUGAGGGUACGCUUCUGCAUCUGUACGAAGUGGAGAAAAAUGGCGAAGCAAAGUCCUUGUUGAAAAAAUGUAUGGAUACCCUUGAAAACUUAAAACUAGAAUGCCCGAGAUAACUGAAUUUUUAUGCAAGUAGUCUAAGCCAAAUUCGUGAUACCAUUAAUUUUCAUAGAACCAAAUCUCAUGUAUGAAUAGCAUUACAUUGCAACUAUAGAGAAACGUUAACAAUCAAUCUACAUUCUCGUACUUGUGGAUCUAUUU